This is a messenger RNA of Leptonychotes weddellii (Weddell seal), 778 nucleotides long. Lineage: Eukaryota; Metazoa; Chordata; Mammalia; Carnivora; Phocidae. The record is from RefSeq and is a predicted model, not a curated record.
AGUGGGAGCUGCACGGAAAGUCGGCGCCGGAGCGGCGGACUGGGCAUGCUCAGAAGCCAGGGCUGGCUCUGGGCUCGAGUAGGAAGCGUCUGCACUCGGGAGGCAGCGGCGACUUUGGGGAAAGUUGCCCGGAGAGGGGAGCAAGCCCCAAGGCGCGCGGCAGCGGCGGGCAGGCGCCCCGGCGGCCCGGAGGAGCAUGGGCACCCUGCGGGAUUUACAGUACGCGCUCCAGGAGAAGAUCGAGGAGCUGAGGCAACGGGAUGCCCUCAUCGACGAGCUGGAGCUGGAGUUGGAUCAGAAGGACGAACUGAUCCAGAAGCUGCAGAACGAGCUGGACAAGUACCGCUCGGUGAUCCGGCCGGCCACCCAGCAGGCGCAGAAGCAGAGCGCCGGCACCUUGCAGGGCGAGCCGCGCACCAAGCGGCAGGCGAUCUCCGCCGAGCCCACCGCCUUCGACCUCCAGGAUCUCAGCCAUGUGACCCUGCCCUUCUACCCCAAGAGCCCACAGUCCAAGGAUCUCAUAAAGGAAGCUAUCCUUGACAAUGACUUUAUGAAGAACCUGGAGCUGUCGCAGAUCCAGGAGAUUGUGGAUUGUAUGUACCCAGUGGAGUACGGCAAAGACAGUUGCAUCAUCAAAGAAGGAGAUGUGGGAUCCCUGGUGUAUGUCAUGGAAGGUAUGCUGGGCAGUGUCCCAAGUAGGAUUGCACACCUAAAUGCCAGAAUUUCUCAUCGUUUUAGCAAAAGAGAAGAGUCAUAUGGUAAGGACUUCACUAAUUAG